UCUAAUUACUAAAAAUUAUAUAUUUUUUAAUCUGCAAAAUAUAUUCUCAAAAGUAAUGUUAAAAUGUACAUGAUAAAAUUUCAUACUAAUAUAUAAGUUCUUGAAUAAUAUUUUCUCUAAUUUUUUUUUAUAAAAAAUUUCAAUAUAAUUUGCUGUAUCGGACCAAAUCAAAGGAUAUGGCUCAUGAUAAACCGACAUCCCAAGAAAAUUGAAGGGAUUUUGUGGUUCUCAUCUUCACGGCAAGGUUCUGUGAUUGGCCUAGCCAUCUGUCACCGUUUGGGUUACAACUUGUAGGUGUCCAACAACGUCAGUCUAUGCCAAAUGUUGUAACAGCUUGUUCUUUGAGGCUGCCACCUGGAAAACUCUUGGCUUCUAUUGCCAACGCGUGUAAAAUGUAGAAUUAGUGUCCUUGCUUUCAUUCUAUAUAUUUAAGCAUCCACCUCUUCGGAAACCCUGCUAUAAUUUCUUUCCCCUUAGAAACAGCAAGUAUACUUAGUAGAAAAUGAGCCAAGGACAGCCCCGAAGGCCUCAAUACGAUCAGGAUCCUGUCAAAUACGGAGACGUGUUUGAUGUCCAAGGCAAUCUGGCCUCUGAGCCUGUUGCCCCAGGAGACGCAGCCACCAUGCAGUCAGCUGAGAACCUAAUCCUUGGGCAGACCCAGAGAGGCGGGGCCGCCUCUGUCAUGCAAUCUGCGGCUAACGUGAAUGUGAGAGCUGGUCUCGUCUACCCUGACGAUGCUAGUAGGGCAGUUAGAGAGGAGGGUGUCACAGUAACAGAAUCAAAUAUUGGCGGCACUCGCGUUGUCACUGAAAGAGUUGGCGGAGAGAUAGUGGGACAGCACCUUGAUCCAAGGGUACCCGCUGCAUAUCCUGGGUCAGCAUAUGAUAUUACAAUUGGUGAGGCUUUGGAGGCAACUGCUUAUUCUGCCACAGGAGACAAGCCGAUCGAUCAGAGCGACGCUGCAGCUAUAAAAGCUGCAGAGGUGAGAGCUCUUCGAAGUAUCGAGACACCUUCCACUGGAAUUGGCGCACAGGCGCAGUCAGCUGCUGAUCUUAAUACCAGGGUUCUGAGUGACGAAAGUAAGACCAAACUCUCCGAUGUUCUAGCGGACGCCUCUGUCCAGUUGCCUAGGGACAAACCCGUUACACGUAAUGAUGCUGAAGGUGUGAUUGCAGCGGAGAUAAGGAACAAACCUGACAUGAGGACCACGCUAGGUGGGGUUGCAGCAUCCAUGGCAGCUGCAGCUAGGCUUAACGAGAGAUCGUAGUUUCUCUCAUAUAUAUCUAUGGAUAUGGAGUGUGUGUGGAGUCACUGCCCAUGUAUAUUAUGGAAGGUCAAUAAGAAAGUUCGUAGUGAACUCUUGUGCUGGCUUAGGUUUUGCUUUUUGAUCUACUAUGUAUCUAAACUCUGCACGUUUAUGUUAAAUGGAGUUGGUUCUUCUAUUUUGCUCGAUCUGAUCCAUCCGAAUUUAUACCAUGCUUGUACCAAUUUUUCAGAGAGGCUUAUUUAAUUGCUUCUCUCUGGUGUUGAUUUCCUUGAAGCUUUGUAAUUUCUUGGCCUUUUUUCUUCUAAUAUGCGGUGUAGAAA
This is a messenger RNA of Manihot esculenta (cassava), 1587 nucleotides long. Its product is annotated as late embryogenesis abundant protein D-34. The record is from RefSeq and is a predicted model, not a curated record. Lineage: Eukaryota; Viridiplantae; Streptophyta; Magnoliopsida; Malpighiales; Euphorbiaceae. Bases 503 to 1267 code for a protein of 254 amino acids. The transcript has 3 exons.